AUGAGCCUGACCCCCUCGGAGGCGUCGUGGGCGGGGUCUCUGCCGUCGCUGGGCGCCGCCGUGGGCCCCUGGCUGGGCGGCUGGCUGUCCGACAAGCUGGGCCGCAAGGCCACCGUCAUGCUGGGCGCCGCGCCCAUCGUGCUCAGCUGGGUGGCGCUCAUCUUCUGCGAGUACGAACCCGUCUGGCUGUGCGUCGUGCGCUUCGUGUCCGGCCUCGGCGUUGGACUCAUCUUCGCCGCCAUGCCGACCUACGUGGGGGAGAUCGCUCAGGCAGACGUCAGAGGCGGGCUCUCCUCGCUGAUCCAGGUCUCGAUGACGACCGGCUUCAUGAUCGACUACUGCGUGGGCCCGUUCGUCUCGUACACGACACUGGCGAUCAUUGGGAUGGUGACGCCGCUGGUGGCCGUGGCGUGCUUCGCAUGGAUGCCCGAGUCGCCCUACUACCUGCUGGCCGUGGGGAAGGACGCCGCUGCGGAGAAGUCGUUGCGCUGGCUGCGGGACCCGGACCGCGACAUCAUGUCGGAACUGCGUCAGAUGAAGAAAGCCGUUGAGGAGUCCAGGCUGAACGAGCCCUCUGUGUUGGACCUGUUCCGGUCGCGCCGCUGCCGCCGCGCGCUGGCCAUCUCUCUGGGCGUGGUGUGCGCCGAGCAGAUCCAGGGCAUCAACGCGGUGCUCUUCUACAGCCAGAGCAUCUUCAUCGCGGCAGGUGGUUCCGUCAGCGACAUCGUCGCCCCCAUGAUCAUCAACGGCACCAUGCUCGUGGAGUCGUGCUUCGCUCCCUUCCUGGUGGACCGAGUGGGUCGCAGGCGGCUGCUGCUCUUCUCUUCUACCGGCAUGUGUCUGGCACUGAUUCCUUUGGGCGUAUUCUUCGUUUUGAGCGACGCAAAGCAGGAUGUGGAGAGUAUCGGAUGGAUUCCCGUCACAGCCCUAAUCUUCUAUAUUAUCGUCUAUACACCAGGUUACGGCUGCCUACCAUUCACGGUAUCUGGCGAAGUCUUCCCACCCAACGUGAAGAUCGUGGCGAUGCCGAUGGCCGCAUGCGUGUCUUGGUUCAUGUCCUUCAUAGUCACCAGGUUCUACGAAGACAUCGCCCUCGCAGUGGGAAACGGCGGUCCCUUCUUCGUGUUCGCGGGAUGCGCACUACUCGUAACGAUUUACGUCUACUUUGUGGUGCCGGAGACGAAGGGGAAGACCCUUGAGGAAAUACAAGAGAUGCUCGGCGAGGAGAAGGGCGCGUCCUUCGGACCUGUGCUGCCAGCGAUCGGUAGUUAGAGAACUCUGCUGUGCAAUAUUCUGUGCCGGGAGCUGUUUCGAUAUGUGGAAGUGUUAAUAGACAGUGGCUUCUUCUUGUGAUAGUAUGUCCAGAGUUGCCAAUACUUCGAUGGAGCACCUCAAGAAGAGGAAGAAGAAGCAUGCAACGCUGUUACUAGGGAAUUAUUUCAUAAGUAAGAACACAGAAAAUGCACCGUCUGUUUCAUUAUUAGGCGUGAUCUAUACGUGUAGUAGCUCAGAGGGAGAUAGUUCAAAGUGUGAACAGUUGAAGUCGACAUUUACGACAGAACGUGACGCUACGUAGCUGUCUAAUUACAUUCGCUUGGAACCGAGAUGACUUCAAUUGACUUUGAGAAAGAUCCCCUCAUCAGCGCCACGACCAGUUCCUUUCUCCCACACUCAGAACUCCUUCUCCAAAGGUGUCAUCGGGAUGCUAAGCUAUAGCCAUUCAACUCUGCAAAGAUAUUUUAUGGCUGUGGAAUGUCUUCCGUGUAUCGCUAGCAGUUAACUUCCAGUGUCAAAAUGACACAUUCUGUACUCCAGUAUGGAGAAUUUAGAACAACUGUUUUGUCUUAUGCUACCAAUGCAAGAGAUACUUGUACUGGCCGAAGUUAGCAUGUAAAGAACAAGAAACUUAGAUAGCAAUGACGAAAGACUACUACAUUUUACACAUCACCAAGGAUACUCUACAACAUCGUUUCUACAUUUCUCAUUAACGGUCCUGACCAGCAGUGCAAAAACUUUCAGUAUCGCCCGUUAUUUAGAUUCAAACAACGAGAAAUUUAAAUGGAAACGUUGACGUCUGGAAUUCUGCGCUCUGGUUUCCGCCAAAUAACAACUUCCUUAUCGUUAUUUCCUUUUUAAGAUCACUGUUCACCCCUGAUUCUCUUCAUUUAGCUCCUAUGACUUUCUUCUGAUAAUAGAGAUCUACGUCAUAUGUACAAUUAAAAAAACAGGUUGUUAGAUUAAA
This is a messenger RNA of Schistocerca piceifrons (Central American locust), 2242 nucleotides long. RefSeq names its product facilitated trehalose transporter Tret1-like. Gene Ontology annotation, molecular function: transmembrane transporter activity. The record is from RefSeq and is a predicted model, not a curated record. Gene Ontology annotation, cellular component: membrane. The transcript is spliced from 5 exons. Gene Ontology annotation, biological process: transmembrane transport. NCBI's taxonomy places the organism in Eukaryota, Metazoa, Arthropoda, Insecta, Orthoptera, Acrididae. The coding region runs from base 1 to 1272 and encodes 423 amino acids.